Molecule: messenger RNA, 1429 nt
Organism: Paramecium tetraurelia
Lineage: Eukaryota; Ciliophora; Oligohymenophorea; Peniculida; Parameciidae
Exons: 3
Biological process (GO): carbohydrate metabolic process; regulation of DNA repair; nucleotide-sugar metabolic process
Cellular component (GO): nucleus; cytoplasm
Molecular function (GO): poly(ADP-ribose) glycohydrolase activity
Source: RefSeq, a predicted model, not a curated record
AUGAAUCAAUAAUCAUCUGAUCAAAAAUUUGUUGGCAUUUCGACACCAGUUUUAUCAGACCAAGAAGAGGAUGCUUAAAAUAACAAACAAGAGUAGCAACCUUUAUAAUUUCUAUACAUCUCUCCUAAUUUGUUUAAUAAGCUGUGGCCAGAAAUUAAGAAAUAGCUCUAAUUAUUGAAGGCUAGUUAAACUAAUUUAACUGCUUUUAGUGUUUAGCAAGUAAUAGAAGAAAUUUAUUGUUUACAUUUCUAAAAUGUAUAUAGUAUUAAUAAAAGUUAGCCAAAACAAAUUAAAAACAAAAUUAAUUUCAAGAAUUUCUGUACAGCUUUAGAUGGUUUCCCAUUAAAAAGAGAAUUCCUAGCCAAAAUACCUUUGAUUAGUGAUUUGGCUCUUAAAAUGGAUUCAGAAUUUACGGAUUAUCUGAGUAUGCUUUUAGAGAAAGUUGAAUUAAAAAGGAUAUAAGUAGCAAUCCUAUUGGCCAAUAUGUUUUUAUGUGUUAUGCACUUACAACCUGAUUAUAAACAAUUACCAGCUGUUUUCAUUAUGGCAAAAUUGUUUAACCGAUCAAACGAGGAUAGUGGAUAAAAUAAUAUUAAGAUUUAGAAGUUAAGAUGCUUAUUUUACUAUUUCCUUCAUGUGUUUUCGCCUGAAUUCAAACCACAUGAGAAGAUUACAUUCACCAGAAAAAAGCAGAACUUAACUAUGAUUAGUAAGCCCUUGUGCGAGUUUGUUUAUUGCGAAUAAGGAUAAAUGGAGAAUGUGUAAGACUCUUUUAUAGUGGAUUUUGCAAAUAAGAGAAUUGGAGGUGGAGUCCUUAACUUAGGAUGUGUUCAAGAGGAAAUACUAUUCUUGACUCACCCUGAAGCUUUGGCAUCAUUGCUAAUAACUACUGAAAUCAAGCAAGAUGAAUCAAUUAUUAUUGAGAGAGUCAACAGACUAAUUAUGUAUGAGGGCUAUAAAGAUAAAUUUGAAUGCAAAGGAACGGUUAAAUAAAUCCGAAGUGUCAAUUUCAUAUGCAUAGAUGCAGGAGAUUACUCAGGAAAUUAUCAUUAGUAAUACAAAGAAUACAAGAGAGAGUUGACCAAAUCUUAUUGUGGAUUUUAUGGAAUUGCUCGCAUUUGCACUGGAAAAUGGGGAUGUGGAGUUUUUGGUGGAGAAUGGCAAUUGAAGGCGUUAAUUUAAUGGGUUGCUGCAUCUAUGGGAGGGUGCCGUUAAUUGGUGUUUAUCAAUGAUGAAUAAUAUGCAUACAAUCAAGCAUUCAAUUUGAUCAAGGGUUUGAACUCUAAUUAAUUGUGGGAAUAUAUACAAAAAUACUGUUAGAGAAAAUCUUAGGAGGAAUUGAAUAAUAUCAAUGCUAUUGAUUAUAUCUUGUCUUAACAACGAUUUUGAGUUUAAGUUAUAUGUAUAUGUUUAUACUAUUAAUUGAUGC